Messenger RNA from Verruconis gallopava, 1256 nucleotides. Its product is annotated as 3-isopropylmalate dehydrogenase. Gene Ontology annotation, cellular component: cytosol. The transcript has a single exon. NCBI's taxonomy places the organism in Eukaryota, Fungi, Ascomycota, Dothideomycetes, Venturiales, Sympoventuriaceae. Gene Ontology annotation, molecular function: NAD binding; 3-isopropylmalate dehydrogenase activity; magnesium ion binding. Bases 73 to 1224 code for a protein of 383 amino acids. Gene Ontology annotation, biological process: L-leucine biosynthetic process. The record is from RefSeq and is a predicted model, not a curated record.
GGACGGAUCGUUCCAAGGCUCAGACAUUUUGUUUCCCAGUAGUCUUAUCAUCUUUCUCGUAUCGCGAAAGUCAUGGCACAGAGCUACAAGAUUCUUGUCCUUCCUGGUGAUCACGUCGGCCCUGAGGUAGUGACUGAAGCAUUGAAAGUGCUAGAUGUCGUCGAAGAGUGUCGUCCAGGUCUAAAAUUCGAGAGAACGUUCGAUCUCGCCGGCGGUUGCAGCAUUGACAAGCACGGCGUACCCAUUACACAAGCUGUCUUAGACAAAGCAAAAUCCAGCGACGCAGUUCUCUUUGGCAGUGUCGGUGGACCUGAGUGGGCAACGGCAUCGCCCAAUCCCGAGUCGGGCCUCCUCCAAUUGAGACACCAUCUCGAUGCUUUUGCAAACAUCAGGCCGUGUGAGGUCUACAUUCCGUCGCUCGUAAACGCUUCUCCCAUCAAGCCGGAGUUGGUUUUGGGAACGAAGUUCAUCGUGGUGCGGGAAAAUUGCGGUGGCGCGUACUUUGGCGAGAAGGUAGAGAAGCCUGAGAUAGCUUCCGACCUCUGGGUAUACACGAAGCCUGAGAUAGAGCGCUGUGCACGAGUGAGUGCUGCCAUUGCCCGACUUCUGGGACGCAGUGGUGAUGGAAAGGGCGGCGGAGGACCUGCUGUAGUGUGGAGCUCUGACAAAGCAAAUGUAUUGGCCAGCGGUCGACUGUGGCGAGCAGUCACGCAAAACAUUUUUGAAAGAGAGUUUCCUGACAUCGAGCUGCGUCAUCAACUGGCUGACAGCAUGGCUAUGCUCAUGGUCAAGGACCCGAAGCGAUUUAACGGUGUCAUACACACGGACAACACCUUUGGAGACAUACUGUCCGAUAUAUCUGGCGGUCUCACAGGCACACUGGGGAUUUUACCGAGUGCCAGUGUCAGCGGUAUUCCUGGCGAGGGCAGGUGUAAUGGUAUUUAUGAGCCCGUUCAUGGCAGUGCGCCAGACAUUGCUGGCAAAGGCAUUGUCAAUCCGGUUGCGCAGAUUCUCAGCCUGGCCAUGAUGCUCAGAUAUUCCUUUCUCCUGGUUGACGAAGCGGCUGCAAUAGAAGAAGCCGUCACGCAUGUCCUGGACGCUAAAGAAGUUGGCGGGCUUGAGAUCAGGACUGGGGAUCUAGGCGGAAAAGCAAGCACGGCGGAGGUUGGAGAUGCCAUUUGCGACGCCUUACGGAAGAUUCUCAGAAGAGGCAAGAUUGCCUAGAACAAUUAUCGCUUCCCUUCUCGAUUCUAAAG